AUGAGCAGACCAACCCCCCGAAAAGCCCGACAUCGCCACCAUGCGAGCAACAGCGGACCCCGCCAAGUGAACGCGUCCGACUACGAGUCCGACACGGCCCAGUACAUGGAGAACCGCGAGCAGAUGGCAGCGGCGCCCAACCCAGAGCCCGCGCGUGAUAAUACCGAGCUCAGCCUGCGGGUCCUGCGUCGCUACCAGCCCAGCAUCCGGUCCAUCCUGGCCAUCGCUGCGAACGCCGUCUCCUACACCUUCCUCGAAGCGACACAGGGAUGGGAGAAGCACGGGAUCGAGGGCACCAUGUUCGUCUGCGAGCAGGAGCCCAUCGUCACGCCCACCGGCCAGGAGCUGCCGCGCGUCUGCGUGUUUGUCCUCAACCGCCGCAGCAUGGACAAUCUGGUGUUGGAUCUGCUGCGCGUCACCGAUUUCGAGGUCGUCGAGGAGCUGAUGGUCUUCCGGUUCGAGGACGAUGCGGGCACAAAUAACAGUCAGGGGGCCGAAGACGGAUCGGCGGGGAAAAAGAUCAUCGGGCUCUGGAUACAUGCGGACGAGAGCAACACACGGGAGGUCCAUGCCAGCCUGAUCUUGAACGCCUGGCAACAAGGCCGGCAGGCCUUUGAUGCAUACAUUCAAGCGGCGACGGCGGGGAUCUCGGGCGGUUUUGGCCCCGGUGCAGAGUCGUCAGCCGCUGCAGCGUCGAGGCUUGACGGGACACACCCAGCAACGCGGCAGCUGAAGAGUAGUCUCUGUGCCGUCAGGGGAGCGCCCAACAAACCCGCGAGAUCUCUCGUGGUCACCCGAGCGUGCUUAACUCUCAAUAGCACCUCGGUUCCCACAGUGUUACCUUCCCGGUCUCCACACUGCGCAACCAAUAUUGAGAGCAGCAGCACGCCCCGAACAGGCGAAGGCGACGAUGUGAUCCAUACCGCCGUGCAGACUCAGCUCUCCCUUCUUUCGUCAUUCAAACAAUGGCUCGCCCGGACAAUCGAGUCAGAUGGAGAUCUAAAGGCAUUGGCCUCUAGGCUCCAGAGUCGGUUGGAGGAUUACCAGCGGUGGCUGUGCGAGGUCGAACGAACACCAUCGGGGCUUGUGCUAGAGGAUGCUCAACCCUGGUAUAUCGAGGCCCGUGUCCAGCUCGGCAGUGACAACGAGACGAUAAUCGUGGUGGCCGGGCCAGGCUCGGAGGAGUCGAUCGAGAUCGCCGCCGAGGGCAGGAAACAAGCUGAGGAUUUCUUGAGGCACGGCCGCCUGGGUGAAUUGAUGACGAUUUGCCGAGCCUUUUCAAAGGCGCAGGAUACCAUGUCGGCCCUGCUCCGGAGUCGCCGUGAGAUGAAACAAGAGGAAGCACAGCUCAGUCAACCCGCCGAGGCGACUGUGAAUACAUACAUCCGCCGUCUGCAAGAGUACAACGAUAUGAAGGACAUUGGACAGCAGCUCAUGGGGCUGGUCGCAGAGAAUCGCGGGGUCCCAGUCCGGACUCUGUACGAGACGGGCGAGUAUGGUGUCAAUUUUCCGCGUUAA
Chaetomium strumarium is the source of this 1518-nucleotide messenger RNA. RefSeq lists its product as uncharacterized. Gene Ontology annotation, biological process: deadenylation-independent decapping of nuclear-transcribed mRNA; deadenylation-dependent decapping of nuclear-transcribed mRNA; positive regulation of catalytic activity. The record is from RefSeq and is a predicted model, not a curated record. Gene Ontology annotation, cellular component: P-body. The coding region runs from base 1 to 1518 and encodes 505 amino acids. Gene Ontology annotation, molecular function: mRNA binding; enzyme activator activity. NCBI's taxonomy places the organism in Eukaryota, Fungi, Ascomycota, Sordariomycetes, Sordariales, Chaetomiaceae. The transcript is spliced from 6 exons.